Messenger RNA from Lingula anatina, 1889 nucleotides. RefSeq lists its product as uncharacterized. Lineage: Eukaryota; Metazoa; Brachiopoda; Lingulata; Lingulida; Lingulidae. The record is from RefSeq and is a predicted model, not a curated record.
CGCAGUAUUGCGCACUUAACAUUUCGUAACAUUAUCGUGAUAGAGCAAGUCGUUAGUCGAUAGAUCAUUUUCUGAUAAUUUUUUGUUGGUUAUUACAAUCAUGGAGACGUGUUGUGGCUGUAUGAAUCUAAAACAGGGCUCCAUUGCAAGUGCGAUAUGGUCUAUGAUCAUAGGGACCUUAGUGCUGGGCCUGUAUGGCUACCUGCUUAGUGUAAUGUAUCAAGCCUACGAUGAUCCUUCUGUUUACGGAUUUCGGUUCUACUUGUACUGGGCGGAAAUCGCUGUGAUGUCACUGUGGAUCCUGUUCUCCAUUCUUCUCAUCAUAGGCGUGGUUAAGGGCAUCCGUGGGAUGUUUUUACCUUGGAUGAUUUUGACCGUGGUUUUCAUUGUGUUGGAAGCGAUUAACUUGAUCCAGUAUUUCCUUGUAAUUGCUCUCGUGUUUACCAACCCAAUCACGGCAGUAGCAUUCAUUUUAGCAGUGGUGAUAGUUCUUGUUAAUAUUUACGCCAUGGUGUGCGUCUCAGCACAUUACAGACAACUCUCCACCGUGCCAGGAAGCAUUGAAAUGCAGCCUCACUAUCCAGGAAAACACGCCAUCUGAAAGGAAAAUGCCAUAACUGAAGUUCAGUGCGCCUAAUGUUAGUAUGCGCCCAACUUUGCUAACCUUUCACCUCACGAGAUCAGUUUACCACCGUGUUGGUAAAUCUCUUUUUAUAUGUAUUUUGCACAGCAUUAGUUAACGUCAUAGCUCAGCCGAGCUUUGGCAGAGGAUAUAUUUUUGUAUUUUUUUACCAGAAUUAUUACCAUUUAGAUGAUUUCAUUUUUGUUUAAUUAUUCAAGAUCUAGACACAUGGAUUGAAUAAGUAACGAUAUGUAUCCUAGCUCAUUAUUGUGAUAUAUUCAUGGGAGGGAUGACAUGCUUUACGGUAGAGAAUCCAUUCCUUAUCAAGUUUAUGCGCUGAAUAUCCCUGAUAAUUCAAGAAUAGUAUACGCCUUUGAACUUAUUAAACUUUGUGUUAAGUAAUUCACUGCAAAAAAUUGAUAUCUCCGUCUGUACCUCUUAGCUGAGGCAGCUUACAUUAGGUAAUCUCCGUUGACAUUUUGUACAUAUUGAGAUGAUCACAUCUAAUAAAUAUUAAUGAACUGUACCGCGGCCGGAGGUCCUUUUUUUCAUAGGCUGGUUGAAUAGAGACAAAAUGAUUAAAAAAUUUAAGUGGGACGAUUAAUUUGUGUUUGUUUUGUUUCGUUUGUUUUAAUCUUUGGUGUAUGUUUGGGAGGGUGGGGGAUGGGGUCGUUAAAAAUGAAGGUCAUAUUUUUUCAUACCUCCAAAGCAAUGGUGGUAAGCAGCACGUUAUUUACCCCCCCCCCCCCCCGAAGCCUCCUUCCCCUGGAUCGGACUGUGCGUACAUGUACAUACCGAAUUGUACAUGCUGUAUCCUACUAUGCAGUUUAUUUUGCAUUAAUAAAGAAAUGGGGCUUAUUUUGCACACAUUGUGAAAUGGCUAAUGUGAUUUUUAAAAACAUUUUAGAUAAUUUAAAAAGUUUGUAAAGUUUGUAAAUUACAUAGAUAACGGUGAAUAAGCAUGUUUUUAAAAUUAAAUUAACAUAUAUAUAAGAAAUUUGAGUUUAUUUUUUCAUGAAAACAUAAUAAUUUGGUUAAGUAUUUAUUAUGGUGAGAUUCAUAUGGUGAUCGCAUAGUCAGCUGAACAUUACCACAUAAUCUACCAGCAACUCAGCUGGCAUCUAGAUCUGGAAAAAAACUAAAUCCAUUACUGUACUGACUGAGAACGCAGUUGUAAACUGCAUACCUUUUAAUGUAAAAUGUGACUCAUUAGCUUUUAGUGGUGCUGGUUUAUUGAAUGUUUAAUAAAUAUUUUUCUUUAUAUACA